GAUAGAUUUGAAAAUAAUAGCGAUUGUACCUCCAAAUACCCAGGCAAUAUGAAUAAAAAAACGUUUGCUAACCUUAUGAGCAUUGAGAAGAAAGCAUUUGAAAAGAAUGUGGAAAACUAUCGAAGGUUGCUGUUAAACGAUGAAAACGCCAGACCAAUUAACCGAGCAGUAAGCAUUCAAACAGUUAAAGUUGAAACCAUCUCAGACGAGGAAUCAUCGGAUGAAGGCGCUACCCCACCGAAGAGGAUGUUGAAUACAUUUGAAGCAAAUCCAACAUUUGGGAAAGUGGCCGAUUAUCCGCGUAUAGGAAGCGUUACUGCCAAUGAUCAUUCAACAGCGAAUUCACGUAAAUACAAAAACGCCACACCCAUCAAACAAGCAGUAAACACUUCCUGUGCAGGUAAAUACGAAAAUGACGAAACCAUAACACCUGUUGUGUUUUUACGUAUGAAGCUUACAUGCUUACUGUAGGGUUAAUAGAAAUGUCAAAAUGGAAAUAGGAGAAGAACAGAGAAAUAGUAUGUACCAAUAAGUUGAACGCGACGGACGCGAAUUUCUAUACAAUUUUGAAGUUAAUAUAUUUUAUACUGCUGGAAAGCAAAAUUCCUGACUUUUAAUUGGGUUCGGGCGUUGCAAAAAAGCUUGCAACGAAACAUUGGUGCCGUGACCAGGAUUCUGGCGAGGAAAUUCAAAUCGUCAUAGGAAGCAAACUUCGUAAGUUAACGCGUGAACAAGAACUUAUUGGUGGUACAUAUGCAUGUACUAGGUACGUAGAAUUCGAUUGCAAAUUCUUCGAGCAACAACAACGAAGGAACGUCAGCAGCUUGAGUUUAUUAAAAGCGGUGCAUACGACGAACACGUGAACGUGUUGGAGUUGAGGUUGGCAGCGAAGCGUCGACGCAGGCAGAGAAGUUCUCAGUCAGCGGUAAUCGAAAGAACUAGAAAACAAGAAACAAAAGAUUUAGCAACGGCAGUUUCCUAUUGUUGGAUCGUAUGAUCGAGCGCAUCUUAAUUUACACGGGGAAAAAAACUAGUUAAAUUGCAAAAAAAGACGACAAGAGCCGAAUAUUUCUUAAAAUUUUUUGGAGUAAUUCUUGCAAAGUAACAAAGAAAUAUGGGUAAUGAAGAUGAAAUGGAGCAACAGGUUGAUCUGACCAAAGCUGAAAAAUUGUCGGAGUAUAAACAAUUGCGCUCGUCGACCAAGGGAAAUAUAACUCGAAUUAAAACAGCGGUCAGCAAGAAGAAUGUUCCUAUCGAGGAGCUGGGUUGCAGGUUAGAUAUUUUGGAAGCCUACUUCAAGCAGGCAUUGUCGAUUAGUACCAGCAUACUUCGACUGUGUACUCCAUCGGAAUGUGAGUCCCACGAGAAGGCAAUGGCAGACAUCGAGGAUAUUUACGUUGCAGCUAAGGCGAAAAUAAAAGAGAGGCUGGCUGCAAGCCGGGUUGAUGCCGAGGCAAGUGCGCUUAACGUUACAACGGCGGCGAUUCCGCAAUCGUCAAUGAGGCGUCAUAUAAAACUACCAA
Molecule: messenger RNA, 1523 nt
Organism: Rhagoletis pomonella (apple maggot)
Lineage: Eukaryota; Metazoa; Arthropoda; Insecta; Diptera; Tephritidae
Exons: 2
Coding region: 49-471 (140 amino acids)
Source: RefSeq, a predicted model, not a curated record